Messenger RNA from Chionomys nivalis (European snow vole), 2754 nucleotides. It is a transcript of the gene Prr16, whose product is annotated as proline rich 16. Lineage: Eukaryota; Metazoa; Chordata; Mammalia; Rodentia; Cricetidae. The record is from RefSeq and is a predicted model, not a curated record. Gene Ontology annotation, biological process: positive regulation of translation; positive regulation of cell size. The coding region runs from base 192 to 1106 and encodes 304 amino acids. The transcript has 2 exons.
AGUUGAUGGCAGCACCACAGUGCGGCCGCCCGGCCAAGCGCACCGCGCAGCCACCCGCCGCUGCCCUCCGAGCAGCCGAUAUGUGGGGGGACUGGGGUGGGAGCGGCCGAAGCAGCGCCAGGGACCCGGGCGCGCAGCAGCCUCUGCUUGCUCGCCUGUCCUGACCUGGCUCGCUAGUUCCCCACCGAAGAAUGUCAGCCAAGUCCAAAGGGAACCCCUCCUCGUCCUCUGCAGCCGAGGGACCUCCAGCAGCCUCCAAAACCAAGGUGAAGGAGCAGAUCAAGAUCAUAGUGGAGGAUCUGGAAUUAGUCCUGGGCGACCUGAAGGACGUAGCCAAAGAACUUAAGGAGGUGGUUGACCAGAUUGAUACCCUGACUUCUGACCUGCAGCUGGAGGAUGAGAUGACCGACAGCUCCAAAACAGACACUCUGAACAGCAGCUCCAGCGGCACAACAGCUUCCAGCAUAGAGAAGAUCAAAGUGCAGGCCAAUGCCCCCCUCAUUAAACCUCCAGCCCAUCCAUCUGCUAUCCUCACGGUUCUGAGAAAGCCAAACCCCCCACCGCCUCCUCCACGGUUGACACCUGUGAAGUGUGAAGAGCCUCCAAGAGUGGUACCAACUGUCAAUCCGGUCAAGACCAACGGCACCCUUCUCCGGAAUGGAGGCCUAUCAGGUAGACCCAACAAAAUUCCCAACGGAGACAUCUGCUGCCUACCGAAUAGUAACUUGGACAAGGCUCCAGGGCAGUCUCUGAUGCACAGGCCUGAAAAGGACAGGAGUCCCCAAGCAGGGCCUCGGGAACGAGUUCGGUUCAAUGAAAAAGUACAAUACCAUGGGUAUUGUCCUGACUGUGAGAGCCGCUAUCACAUAAAGAACAGGGAGGUCCAUUUGCACAGUGAACCAGUCCAUCCACCUGGAAAGCUCCCUCACCAAGGUCCUCCCUUCCCUCCUCCACCUCAUCUCCCCACUUUCCCAUUAGAAAAUGGGGGACUGGGAAUAAGCCACAGUAACAGCUUUCCCCCUCCCACACCUGCAACUGUGCCUCCUCCCACUGCACCAAAACCACAGAAGACCAUCUUGAGAAAAUCCACCACAACCACAGUGUGAUGUCUGCCAUUUAAGAAAACUUUUUUGUUUGUUUUUAAUUUUCUAUAUGAUAAAUGAUAAGUAAUGAGCACUUUCUACUCAAGCAAUAAAAAAGCCCAAAUAUAUUAAUCUGCAUUCAACAAAGUGGCAUAAAAAUCACCUGGUAAGUAUGCAGUGAUGCUUCUGUCCUGGAUGUACAUUGUUUUACAUGUCCGAUCAUCAGAAACUGCCAAAUAAUGAGAAAAUAUGAAUGCAUUUUAUCUUUUGCAAUUGACCUAUGACAAACUGUGACCUUCAGAUUCCAAGUAUUUUGAUUUAUUAUAAGAGAUGGGAGAUCAAAUAUUUUGAUUUAUUGAUAAAGUCAGGACAAUUCAUUUCAUUCAUGUCUAACUCAUCUAUGCAUUGAUGGAGUCAUAAUCCUCCCUUUGAUCUAAUGUUUUUUAAUAAGAAUUUUAAUAUCGAAGGACUAUUUUAUUAUUUUUCUAAUGAUGUUUGUCAAUAAUUUUGCAUCAUGAAGUGCUGAGGACAAUACCAAAAAGUUUAUUUUCUAUACUAUACAAUUAUGAAUUAUGUGUUCAACUACAUGUGUAAUAAAAUAUUUUGAGCUUUGGAAAUAUGUCAAUAAAUAAUGGUAAAUAAUGAGAAAGCCUAAUUUUCCUAAGGAUUAAUAUGAAGUACGUAUUCCUUUAUAUAAUCAUGUUAUCAUUCACUGAAAGUUGGAGGCAAGUCCCAAGAGUUCCAACAAGAUGACCUUGCUUGGAUAUCAGAAUCUCUAUAUUAAAUCUCAUAACCCAUUUGGUAAGUACAUCCUUCCAACAGUUUCAUAUAUACACCUCCAUUAUGUUACUUCUAGAAUCAUAUGUUGAAAGCCUUGGAUGUUGUCCAAUCAUUUUUCAGAAUACACUGUAGAGAAGAAUAUUGAAUGGUUGGAAUUUUUGCCUUCUGCCCAACUGCACAAGCUCAAGGUUCCUGAAUAGACUCACAUUUAUAGGAGGGACAGUGGCAGUGUCUCAGGUCACAGGGUAUGUUAAACCAUGGCCUUUCCCUUCUCUCUUCUGAGUUAAGGACAUCAGGGGCUUUUUGAUGUCCCAUAUAAGAAUCUUUUCCUUCUGCCAUUAAAUACAAGUCUUUCUCCUCAGUAGUAUUUGUCAACUUAAGAAAUGUACCAACUCAUGAGUCAGCCAGUUCUCAGCUGAACUGAUAUGGAGAGAUGUGAUAUUUGACUUUGAAGUUAAAACUUAUUUAUCUUUACUAGAAUCAUUGUGAGGAAAUGUGCCAAGAGGGAAAAAAGGUAUUGUAAGGGGAACAGUGGAGAGCAGUGACAUGAUGGGAAUUGUUAUAUUGUGUGAUCUGAAAAGUGUUGUGACCUUUUCAAAUAUUUGUCUUUUAAUUUCAAAACUUUAACUUUUGCUGCUACAGCAUGGUAGUUUUAUGAUUUGGAAUAUCCUUUCAAAUAGUUUUCUAUUGAAAUAUGACUAUGUAUUUUGGGGAAGAAUAUAGAAAGAAAAUACAUUUAUGAUUUAAAUGAAUGAUUGAAUAAACAAAAUAAAUAAGGAACAGAGAAUGUCCUGUUAAAAAUUUCCUCAGUGUGCUAUUUUAUCCUUUUGUGUUAUCCAUGAGGGUGAUGUAAUCUUAAUAAUCCAAUAUUUCAGAAAGCUAUAAAACAAUA